AAUAAACAAAUCAAAUUACUUUUACAACAUAAAUUGAUCAAUAAAUUUCUUUAUGUUAUAAGCUUAGGGUAGAAAAAUAUGGCUGAAAUUAUUAAAUUAAUUUCUUUGAUGAUCCUCUUAAUUUUCUUAUUUCUUGUUGUAACUGACGUUAAUGCAUGGAAAUGGAAGCUGCCAUAUUGCAAGAAGGAUUCGGAUUGCCCCAACUUUUGUUUUCCUCCGUUUGUUGCAAAAUGUGAACGUCAUAAAUGUUACUGUCGUUAAGAGAUUGAAACUAUGAGCUCAAAAGUACAAUGUCACAUGAGAUGUAAAAUAUUUUUAGAGUUGAUCUUAUUAAUCAUCUCAAAAAUAUGAUGUAUAACAAACUACAGCAAUAGAAUGUAAGAUAUAAAAUGUACAAAAAAUAAUUGUAUCUAUUUUAUAACCUAUUUUCAGUAACAAUGCUCAAUAAUUUGAGAUAAAUUUGAAAAUUUCUUUAGCCACCUCCCUAUGGGGGGUCACCCCCAGCGAAAAUUCCAAAAUACCCCUGCUUCGGAAGUUCAUUUCCGAAAGCGUCUUUUUUUGAAAAAAUUUACUUAUUUCGGAUGUUCAUUUCUGAAAACAUUAUUUCGGAAGUUCACUUCCGAAAUACUGCGAUUUCUGCAGAUUUAUCAAAACACUCCCCCUCCCCCAAUCAUUUACCCUAAAUCAAAACAAAAAGUGGCAAAGGCGAAAAUUUGUGCAAACAGAAUUCCAAAGCUGCAUCAAGGCUCCAAUCACACUGCUAAACAACAUUCAAAAGCCCUCAAUCCUAACACUUUGAACAUGUCAGACAACCAACCAGCACGCAUCAGACAGGAGGUGAAGGAGGUGAAGAAGGUUUCGACCGGCUCUACUUCGUGCUCUCGCGGAGUGAAGGAGGUGAAGGAGAAGAAGAAGGUUUCGACCGGCUCUACUUCUCGUUCCCAGGGGCCCCGGGGCCCGGAUGCUCAAGCUCAACUAUCUGGCGUGAGAGUCAUGGUUGAUGCUGAUGGUUCUGAGACUGAGUGGGAUGCGGAUUGGUAUCAGUAUCUUCAUUCGGAGGAGUUCGCUCGUCGGGAAGAAUAAUGUGUUUUUUGUUUUAUUUGACGUGUUUUCUUUUGUUUUGUUCUGAUUUCGGAUUGUAUCGCACAGUGUUUUUGUAUUGGAUUUAUCAUCUUAGUU
This is a messenger RNA of Vicia villosa (hairy vetch), 1179 nucleotides long. RefSeq lists its product as uncharacterized. The record is from RefSeq and is a predicted model, not a curated record. Lineage: Eukaryota; Viridiplantae; Streptophyta; Magnoliopsida; Fabales; Fabaceae. The transcript has 3 exons. The coding region runs from base 487 to 1083 and encodes 198 amino acids.